This is a messenger RNA of Miscanthus lutarioriparius, 702 nucleotides long. NCBI's taxonomy places the organism in Eukaryota, Viridiplantae, Streptophyta, Magnoliopsida, Poales, Poaceae. The record is from the annotation of a GenBank genome assembly.
AUGGCGCGGAACAGAGGCGCGGCGAGGAGGAGGAAGGACGAGGGAACCGCGACCGCGACAGCGACGGUGUCGUUGCCAGCAACGCCGCGGGGUGCCGAGGAGAUCGACGUGUCGUACCCCUCCAUUGCGUCGUCGUCCGAGGUCUCCUUCCCGGUCAUCCCCGGUGUCGCCUGCAUCCUCGACGCCUCCGACCGCACCAGGAUCAGCCGUGCACGAGGCCAACGGCGGCACAGGCCAUACAACAGCACCGGAUCGUCGGAUAGGGCCUGGAGUUGCAGCAGGAAGGUGACAAGGGUGACCACUCAGCAGCCGUUCCGUCUCAGGACCGAGCAAAGAGGAAAAGCCAAGGAAGGAAAUUUUCUUGAGAGGUUGAGGAAGAUGCAGAUCCCCGCGAAACCUCUAACAAAGGAACCCACGGAACCGAUCCAUCACGUGCUGCACAGCGAUGUGCGUGUGGUCAAACGCGUCAAGUUCGAUAGCCAAGUCGCUGAGCGCAAUAGCUUCAUGGAGGAAGUGAAACUGGAGAGGGAAAGACAGCAGAAGUUGGAUGAGGAGAUCGAGAUCAAGCAGGUUCCAAGAGCACAUCCAAUGCCGGACUUCUCCAAGCCCUUUGUGCCAAAAAGGUCAGUGAAACUUCCUACAAUUCCCAGGGAGCCAAGAUUUCACUCCAGGUUGAUGAGGCCCAUCUCAAAGGCGCGAUGA